AGCGACCUGCAGGAGCACCGGCAGCGCAUCCAGGCGCUCAGCGAGGAGACGGCGCAGAGCCUCAAGCGCAACGUCUACCAGAACUACCGGCAGUUCAUCGAGACGGCACGCGAGAUCAGCUACCUGGAGAGCGAGAUGUACCAGCUCAGCCACAUCCUCACCGAGCAGAAGGGCAUCAUGGAGGCUGUGACGCAGGCCCUGCUGCUGCAGGGCGACCGCGACGAACUCCCGGGCGUGCGGGUGUUCGAGCUGUCGCCGGGCCGCUCGCUGCGGGGCGGCCCGCGCGCCACGCGCCGCGCCGUGUCCCAGCUCAUCCGCCUGGGCCAGUCCACCAAGGCGUGCGAGCUCUUCCUGCGGAACCGCGCGGGCGCCGUGCGCACGGCCAUCCGGCAGCUGCGCAUCGAGGGCGCCACGCUGCUCUACAUCCACAAGCUCUGCCACGUCUUCUUCACCAGCCUCCUGGAGACGGCCCGCGAGUUCGAGACGGACUUCGCCGGCAACAGCGGCUGCUACUCGGCCUUCGUGGUGUGGGCCCGCGCCUCCAUGCGCAUGUUCGUGGACGCCUUCAGCAAGCAGGUCUUCGACAGCAAGGAGAGCUUGUCGACUGCAGCCGAGUGUGUGAAGGUAGCUAAAGAGCACUGCGAGCAGCUCAGCGAGAUCGGGCUGGAUCUCACCUUCAUCAUUCAUGCCCUUCUGGUGAAGGACAUCAAAGGUGCUUUGCAGAGCUAUAAGGACAUCAUCAUUGAGGCCACCAAGCAUCGCAACUCUGAGGAGAUGUGGAGGAGGAUGAACCUGAUGACUCCAGAGGCCCUGGGAAAACUGCGAGAGGAGAUGAGAGGCUGCGGGGUAGGCAAUUUUGACCAGUACACUGGGGAUGACUGCUGGGUCAACCUUAGCUAUACGGUGGUAGCUUUCACUAAGCAGACUAUGGCCUUCCUGGAGGAAGCGUUGAAGCUUUACUUUCCAGAGCUGCACAUGGUUCUUCUGGAGAGCCUUGUGGAAAUCAUCCUUGUAGCUGUCCAGCACGUUGACUACAGUUUACGAUGCGAACAGGACCCUGAGAAGAAAGCAUUCAUUAGGCAGAAUGCAUCCUUCCUUUAUGAAACUGUCCUUCCUGUGGUGGAAAAAAGAUUUGAGGAAGGAGUUGGAAAGCCAGCCAAGCAGCUACAAGAUCUGAGAAAUGCUUCAAGACUGAUGCGUGUAAAUCCAGAAAGUACCACCUCUGUAGUGUAAAGUGAACUACCUGUUCUCGUGGACGGAGUGAACGCACUUGCAGAAAAUGCUGUACAUUAAAAAUAUGGACUGAGUGUUUUCUGAGUCCCCAAAAAACACUGAAGUCUUAACUGCAACCUUCCGGAAGCCGA
Messenger RNA from Tinamus guttatus (white-throated tinamou), 1364 nucleotides. The record is from RefSeq and is a predicted model, not a curated record. Lineage: Eukaryota; Metazoa; Chordata; Aves; Tinamiformes; Tinamidae.